Molecule: messenger RNA, 645 nt
Organism: Xiphias gladius (swordfish)
Lineage: Eukaryota; Metazoa; Chordata; Actinopteri; Istiophoriformes; Xiphiidae
Product: cyclin-dependent kinase 2-associated protein 1
Exons: 4
Coding region: 110-472 (120 amino acids)
Cellular component (GO): nucleus; cytoplasm
Source: RefSeq, a predicted model, not a curated record
GUGUCAAUAUAAAGUGACGGCCAUAUUUGCCGGUGCCGCUGUUGUAAACAAAAAGUGAGAGACAGACGCUUCACUGAAUUUCGGGUCAUUUUUAUUUCUUUAAUUUACAAUGUCUUUGGGAAUGUCUUAUAAACCCAAUGUCCAUCAGCACAUUCCGGGAACUUCUGGGAACCAGGUUGGAAACCUCCAGUCUCCCUCGGCAGCUAACCUGGCCACGUUGCAGUCUUACAGGCCCCUUCUGAGUGACUAUGGACCUCCGUCUCUGGGAUUCUCACAGGGCUCUACUGGUAGCCAAGUGCCUCAGAACAAAUAUGCAGAGCUGCUGGCCAUCAUCGAAGAGCUGGGAAAGGAGAUCAGGCCCACAUACGCUGGAAGUAAGAGUGCGAUGGAGAGACUGAAAAGAGGAAUCAUCCAUGCAAGAGGGCUGGUGCGUGAAUGCUUGGCGGAGACGGAGCGAAACGCAAGGUCCUAGCUACGAACCCAACAUUCCUCCCCGCAAGAAGAACUAACAGUGUGCGCCUCAUGACAAAAAACAAACAAAAAAAAAAACAAAAAAAACAACUUGCAUGGCAUUUCCUUUGAGAGGAGGAAGUAAAUGAACAAAGGAUGAAAAAAGCAAGCUCCUACAGGAGAAAAAAAAAAAAA